Molecule: messenger RNA, 441 nt
Organism: Aspergillus costaricaensis CBS 115574
Lineage: Eukaryota; Fungi; Ascomycota; Eurotiomycetes; Eurotiales; Aspergillaceae
Exons: 6
Coding region: 1-441 (146 amino acids)
Source: RefSeq, a predicted model, not a curated record
AUGUGGAGCUAUCGAGUCAUAGGACACAGCUGGCACAAUGACCUCAUGGUAAUUUCACGCGACGGCUGGAUGAGCACCGUUCACGGUGAGCUUGUGGUGAUACCCGACAUGGAAGCAGACGCGAUACUGAGAGAUGUGGAAGACGGGAAUGGCAGACGAGGCGCCAGAGAGAAAAGAGACAUGCGGGCUGACGCUGUUCUCAUUGUUCCUGAAUGCGAGAGGCCCAUCCAACACCGAUGGGGCGAAGCAGAAUGUGGAGCUUGCAAAAGCUUCCCAUGGCCCUCUCACGCACUGACGGGAGCGAAGGGUAUACUCGUGGCACAAGCCCAUCAUUGGCAUUGUAACGGUAACACGUUCAGCUGGCUCGUUGGUCUUAUAUCAGAGUAUUGCCACUACAGGCCUUUUCUAAGCCUUUGUUUCGAAUGCCGCCUGGAAUUAUGA